Messenger RNA from Knipowitschia caucasica, 1167 nucleotides. The record is from the annotation of a GenBank genome assembly. NCBI's taxonomy places the organism in Eukaryota, Metazoa, Chordata, Actinopteri, Gobiiformes, Gobiidae.
AUGAAUGGGACCCAGGCUCAGGACCCAGGCUCAGGACCCAGGCUCAGGACCCAGGCUCAGGACCCAGGCUCAGGACCCAGGCUCAGGACCCAGGCUCAGGACCCAGGCUCAGGACCCAGGCUCAGGACCCAGGCUCAGGACCCAGGCUCAGGACCCAGGCUCAGGACCCAGGCUCAGGACCCAGGCUCAGGACCCAGGCUCAGGACCCAGGCUCAGGACCCAGGCUCAGGACCCAGGCUCAGGACCCAGGCUCAGGACCCAGGCUCAGGACCCAGGCUCAGGACCCAGGCUCAGGACCCAGGCUCAGGACCCAGGCUCAGGACCCAGGCUCAGGACCCAGGCUCAGGACCCAGGCUCAGGACCCAGGCUCAGGACCCAGGCUCAGGACCCAGGCUCAGGACCCAGGCUCAGGACCCAGGCUCAGGACCCAGGCUCAGGACCCAGGCUCAGGACCCAGGCUCAGGACCCAGGCUCAGGACCCAGGCUCAGGACCCAGGCUCAGGACCCAGGCUCAGGACCCAGGCUCAGGACCCAGGCUCAGGACCCAGGCUCAGGACCCAGGCUCAGGACCCAGGCUCAGGACCCAGGCUCAGGACCCAGGCUCAGGACCCAGGCUCAGGACCCAGGCUCAGGACCCAGGCUCAGGACCCAGGCUCAGGACCCAGGCUCAGGACCCAGGCUCAGGACCCAGGCUCAGGACCCAGGCUCAGGACCCAGGCUCAGGACCCAGGCUCAGGACCCAGGCUCAGGACCAGCCAGGACCAGCUCAGGACCCAGGCUCAGGACCCAGGCUCAGGACCCAGGCUCAGGACCCAGGCUCAGGACCCAGGCUCAGGACCCAGGCUCAGGACCCAGGCUCAGGACCCAGGCUCAGGACCCAGGCUCAGGACCCAGGCUCAGGACCCAGGCUCAGGACCCAGGCUCAGGACCCAGGCUCAGGACCCAGGCUCAGGACCCAGGCUCAGGACCCAGGCUCAGGACCCAGGCUCAGGACCCAGGCUCAGGACCCAGGCUCAGGACCCAGGCUCAGGACCCAGGCUCAGGACCCAGGCUCAGGACCCAGGCUCAGGACCCAGGCUCAGGACCAUGUUUUCUCUGCGAUGUUGUGUUUUGUGUGUUUUACGGCUGUAUUCCUUGUAUUUGUCAGUCUCAAAGCUGCUUUUAUAA